Molecule: messenger RNA, 359 nt
Organism: Clunio marinus
Lineage: Eukaryota; Metazoa; Arthropoda; Insecta; Diptera; Chironomidae
Source: the annotation of a GenBank genome assembly
AUAAACAGAAUUGUGAUUACGGUCCCCACAAGGCAAACUCCUGCGAAAAACCACAUGCAACCAUAAAUUUCAAACAUUUUCACCAUGGGUGGAAAAAUCUGAGUGAAAAAAAUAAUUCAUCAAGGAAAUUUUCAAUUAAAAGCAUAGAAAUAAGAAAAAUUACCUUGAGAACAAUGAAAGCAAAUAUUGCGAACAAACUCAUACAAACAGAGCAUGCUGUGUUCCUGACCUACCAUAAAGAUAAAAGAACGCAUCAAUUCCGUUAUCAUGAUGAAGGGAAGUGAGAUGACUCCAAGUGAUGCAAGAAAGAUAACAAGCGAUAAACUGAGAAUGGGAAUCCAUGACAAAUUACUGAUAUC